Molecule: messenger RNA, 642 nt
Organism: Macroventuria anomochaeta
Lineage: Eukaryota; Fungi; Ascomycota; Dothideomycetes; Pleosporales; Didymellaceae
Exons: 1
Coding region: 174-503 (109 amino acids)
Source: RefSeq, a predicted model, not a curated record
ACAGACAGCUCAAGGUUCUGCAAGAGGACCCAUCUCCCAGGCCGAUCGUCUGGAUCAAAUUAUCAGACACUGCUACGGGUGUGCAGCAAGGCGUUAGGGUUGAGUAUAUUUGGUAAUGGCACGGCUAUUACGACAGCAUGGCACAUACCUGUACUAGUAUAUAGCAUGGAUAAAUGCUAUUAAUGACCCAGAGAGAAACAUGCUCUCCUACUUGCUCUGUGAUGAGUGGCUGUCAGAGUCUCCAGCACUGCCACUGGGCCCACAGGCUAGUGAAAGCUUGUGCACCACCAUACAGCGAGACCCUGCAUUCAUGGAAACAGAUUAGCUCUGUGGAUCGUUGUACUAAUUGUAUAGACAUCUUGGUCGAUCACCGACUUGUAUACGCGUCUCAUGUGCAGGUUUCGAAAUGUCACACUUUGGCCCAGAGGCAUUCGGGGUUCAAGGCACAGGAGAAAUGGAUUGAGGAUAUAGAGUCGUCUCCCGGAGACGUCGGUGAGGAGUAAGCAAACUGGGUCUUGCGAGCAACUGAAUCGGCCCCAAAAUGUGAAACCCCGCUCAAUUACUCGUUGCAAUCAGAUCUCGGCCGUGGCACCGUCCUGGUAUGCGUAAUCAUCCAAACAUGCGUUUCCGCCGGUUAUUUCU